Mycotypha africana is the source of this 1166-nucleotide messenger RNA. RefSeq lists its product as uncharacterized. The transcript has a single exon. The record is from RefSeq and is a predicted model, not a curated record. Lineage: Eukaryota; Fungi; Mucoromycota; Mucoromycetes; Mucorales; Mycotyphaceae. Bases 90 to 743 code for a protein of 217 amino acids.
GCAGAAACACACACACACAAAAAAAAAAAGGCUUCAUCUAUUCUCCUAUCUUUCGCGUUGAAAAGUUUAUUUCUAUAUAAUACAUAACCAUGCUUACCAUUGACAGUCAAUCUCAGCAACGACAGCAAGAAGAGCAAGAAAACUACUACUCUCAUUAUUCAAUGACCGCAGUCAUUGAUGAUGCUGAGUUACUGAAUAUCCUUGGCUUGAGUACUCCCAUAUACGAGUUACUGGAUUGGGACGAUGAGACUGAUCUAAGCAACAACAGUAAAAAGCUGAUUCCGGAUCUGAUUGGUGCAGAAGACGAGGAAGAAUACGAUGAUUUAGAGAGCAUUUACUCGUCAUCCACUCAUCAUAGUCAAUACUGUCUCCCUUAUCCACAGUCACAACAACAACAACAACAGCAGCUACAGCAACAGCAACAUAAAAAACGUAAAUGUCAUCCUCAGCACAAUGAAGAUUUAUUUGCUGACUAUGAAUUUAUUGAUGUUGUCUUUCCAACCCAUAGCAACAUCAACACAACGGCUACUACUACUACUACUACUACUACUGUCAACAGUACCACUACGGAGAUGAACGAUGUCAUGCAUACCAGUUUCAUGGAUUUUACAAAAUUUCAACCAAGGACAUGCUUUAUCCCAGAAUCAUGUGAAAAUGACUCUUUAUUAAAUUUAAAUCAUGCUGAAUUCGCUAAACAGCAAGAAGAAGACAUUCGUUUAUCAAUGGAUUUAGCAUCACUUUAGUGCAAAAUGAUAUCACGCGACCAACAGAAAUUGUACAUAUCUCCCUACUACGCACGCACCUGCCUACAUAACAUUAUAUACAUACAUCCAUUUCUCUGGUAUUCAUACAUAUAUAUAACCAUAUAUAUAUAUAUAUAUGUACGUAUCUUUUUUUAUUUAUACCUUGCAACACCCCCCACUCGCUUAUAUACGUUUUAUUCACCCGCCCACACCCACACACACCCACCCACAUACACACACACACACAAAAACGCAAACAUGUAAAACAAAAAAACUAUUCCGUAAAUGUAUAUAUGAUACACGCCCUAUACCAUCAGUAUUUAUUUUGCAAAUAAAAGCAAGCGUCCCUUUUCAAAUGAUUGAUAAAUUGUCGUGGUAAUCUAUUCUUGAAAAUUAUAUUCAAAUCCGUCCCCGCCCACCCCC